This is a messenger RNA of Sorghum bicolor (sorghum), 1305 nucleotides long. RefSeq names its product tuliposide A-converting enzyme 1, chloroplastic. Gene Ontology annotation, molecular function: hydrolase activity. The record is from RefSeq and is a predicted model, not a curated record. The coding region runs from base 112 to 1095 and encodes 327 amino acids. The transcript has a single exon. NCBI's taxonomy places the organism in Eukaryota, Viridiplantae, Streptophyta, Magnoliopsida, Poales, Poaceae.
GCUGCUGGCGGCGCUUAGACGUGAAGACGUGCAACCUGCGGCGACCGCACUUCAAACCUGCUCGGCCCUCGCCUUCCCUUCGGCCUUCCCAGCCACACCCCGACACCACCCAUGGCCGGCUCCGGCGCCAGCGACGAUGAGGUCAUCUUCGAGAUGGCGCAGUUCAUCCGCGUCUACAAGAGCGGCCGCGUGGAGCGCUUCUUCGGCUCCGACCCCGUCCCGGCCUCCACGGACGCGGCCACGGGCGUCGCCUCCAAGGACCACGCCGUCUCCUCAGACGUCGCCGUCCGCCUCUACCUCCCUCCGCCCGCUAAGGAGACCGAAGACAACGGCGGAAGCAGGAAGAAGCUUCCAAUCCUAGUGUACUUCCACGGCGGCGGCUUCUGCCUGCACACCGCGUUCAACUUCGUCUUCCACGCGUACCUCACCUCCCUCGCCGCGCGCGCCCGCGCCAUCGUCGUCUCCGUGGAGUACCGCCUCGCGCCCGAGCACCCGCUCCCCGCCGCGUACGACGACUCCUGGCGGGCGCUCGUCUGGGUCGCCUCCCACGCCCUCCCUGGAUCCGGUGAGGAACCCUGGCUCACCGACCACGGCGACUUCUCCCGCUUGUGCGUCGGCGGCGACAGCGCGGGCGCCAACAUCGCGCACCACAUGGCGAUGCGCGCCGGCGCCGAGCCCCUCCCGCACGGCGCCCGCAUCAGCGGCGUCGCGAUCGUGCACGCCUACUUCCUCGGAGCCGAUCGGGUGGCCUCCGAGGAGACGGACCCCGCUCUGGUCGAGAACGUGGUGACCAUGUGGCGCGUGGUGUGCCCGGGCACCUCGGGCCUGGACGACCCCUGGAUCAACCCGCUCGCGGCCGGCGCGCCUACGCUGGAGGGGCUCGCGUGCGCGCGCGUCCUCGUGUGCCUCGCGGAGAAGGACGUGUGCCGCGACCGGGGGCGCGCGUACGCCGAGGAACUGAGGGCCAGCGGAUGGACCGGGGAGGUGGAGGUGCUCGAGGUGAGCGGGCAGGGCCACUGCUUCCACCUUGUCGACUUGGCGUGCGCCGACGCUAUCGCGCAGGACGACGCCAUUGCCAGAUUUGUUAACCUGUAGGAUCCUUGCGAUCUCGUGGCCGUCGUGCCGCCGUACGUUGCAUUUGCGCACAAUUGGCUGAUGUGUCUGAAAACUGAAAACCUGCCGGCGAAUUCAUAUUGUCGUUGUUUGCUUUUACGUUUUUGCAGUCCGAAACUUAUUAUUGUUGCUGAUACAUUCGGUGGAGGAUUUUCGAUCACCAUCUGAUGAGUCCAAACUUGAUUAAAAUCU